Salvia hispanica is the source of this 1756-nucleotide messenger RNA. RefSeq names its product trafficking protein particle complex subunit-like protein. The record is from RefSeq and is a predicted model, not a curated record. Gene Ontology annotation, cellular component: TRAPPIII protein complex. NCBI's taxonomy places the organism in Eukaryota, Viridiplantae, Streptophyta, Magnoliopsida, Lamiales, Lamiaceae.
UCAACAGUCUACUCGGACCAUUUCUUCUUGUCCUCCUCCGCUUCUACACUGCUUCCGACUAUCAUUAAACGCAGCUCCGGUAACUCAACGUACAAAAUCCGAUGAGUAGCGGCAGCAGCGGAGGCGCCGGAGGGCAGCCGGCGGCGCACUCAUUGGCGUUCAGAGUGAUGCGUCUUUGCCGCCCGACGCUCCACGUGGACAAUUCCCCUCUCAAAUUCGACCCCUGCGAUCUCCUCUUUGGCGAGGACCUCUUCGACGAUCCAAUCGCGGCGUCGCACCUUCCUCGCCUCCUCGGCGGUCAAUCGAGCGCCGCGGCCGUAGAUCCAGCCGACCUCAGCUACCGCGGCAGAUUCCUCCUUCAGCAACCCACCGAUUCGCUCGGCCUCCCCGGCCUCCUCGUUCUCCCCCAAGCCUUUGGGGCGAUAUAUUUGGGGGAGACGUUCUGCAGUUAUAUAAGCAUCAACAACAGUUCCAAUUUUGAAGUCCGAGACGUUGUGAUUAAGGCUGAAAUUCAAACAGAAAGACAAAGAUUACUGCUGUUGGAUACAUCAAAAUCACCUGUUGAAUCAAUACGUGCUGGUGGCCGUUAUGAUUUCAUUGUGGAACAUGAUGUCAAAGAGCUGGGUGCGCACACAUUGGUGUGUACAGCACUUUAUACCGAUGGUGACAAUGAGAGGAAGUAUCUCCCCCAAUUUUUCAAAUUUAUGGUUUCAAACCCCCUCUCUGUCCGAACUAAGGUUCGCAAUGUGAAGGACACAACAUUUCUGGAAGCCUGUAUAGAAAACCAUACGAAAUCUGACCUUUACAUGGAUCAAGUUGAGUUUGAGCCGGCACAAUAUUGGAAUGCAACAGUCCUCAGAGCUGAAUAUCAUUCUUCAGAGCCUAGCUCAGUACUGAGUGAGACUUUUAAGGAACCCAUUCUCAUCAAAUCCGGAGGAGGAAUCUAUAAUUAUCUCUACCAAUUAAAAUUCUCAUCACCUGAUAAUACACAAUUUAAAGCUGAGAGCAGCAAGAUUCUUGGCAAGCUUCAGAUAACAUGGCGUACAAAUUUGGGUGAGCCAGGUCGCUUGCAAACUCAACAUAUACUUGGUAAUCCUGUUACCCGGAAGGACAUUGAGUUGCAUGCAGUGGAGAUGCCAUCUGUGAUUAUGUUGGAGAAAUCGUUCCUGGUGGGUUUGAAUCUCAUAAAUUUGACAGAUCGUGUAUUGGGGCCGUUUCAAGUAUGGGUAUCAGAAGGUGGUUCACCUGAUGAGAAGGCUGUUGUGGUCAAUGGUCUUCAGACAAUGACUCUUGGAGAGGUACAACCACAUAGCUCGUUAAAGUUUCAGUUGAAUUUGAUUGCUGUCAAGCAUGGGAUACAGAAAAUCAGUGGCAUUACAGUGUAUGACACAGUAGAGAAGAAGACUUAUGAAUCACUCUUCGAAAUGGAGAUAUACGUUGACUUAGAGUGAGUGGUUAACUGGUCAACACUCCGACCGCCAUAAUAUUUUGAGGUUGGUUUGUGAUCUGUUGCGAGAACUUUUCCAAGAGAACUUAAUUACUGCAUUUGAAACGAGACAGAAUGGCAGCAACGGAACUUUUUUUGUGUCCCUGCAAUGGAACUAGCUUGCAAGAACAGUUGAAGAAUCAGAUAGAUUGCUUUCUCUACAGCGCGUAACAUUUCAUACUUCAUCUCUUGGGCAUCAGUUUUUUUGUGAAGAUGUUGUAAAAUAUAAUUUUAAUAAUUUUAGCAUAUAAUUAUAUCUCUUCCUAUUCA